Molecule: messenger RNA, 1491 nt
Organism: Serpula lacrymans var. lacrymans S7.9
Lineage: Eukaryota; Fungi; Basidiomycota; Agaricomycetes; Boletales; Serpulaceae
Exons: 3
Coding region: 1-1491 (496 amino acids)
Source: RefSeq, a predicted model, not a curated record
AUGAUAUUUGAGAGAGCUCGCGAGCUAAUGAGUAGAAAGAAGAGUCGUGUAGAAAGUGCGGAGAACAGUGGCCAUGGUGAGGGCCAUAGUGGGGAUGUAUGUGACAUAGAGACUACGGCUGUUGAAAUAGCCAAUCCAACGAGCCCUGUAGCGCACAGUCUUGACAUUGACUCGGAUACACCACUCUCACAGCGUCGCACACGAAGAACAAAUCGCAGACUGCCAAAACAAUUUCGUGAUAUACUCCCCCAGCCUUCAUUAUCAUUACCCUCAAGUAUCCAACAGCCGCUUUCAGCACCACAGCCAGGUUGUGAAAGUCGCAGCCCACCUCUAAAUGAGCCACCACCCAGUACUCAGACCGGUGGUGCCCUGACUCAAACAUUGUUUCGCACAGUCAAGAAUAUAUUUGGAGUACUACGACAGUACACCCAUGGGCCACCAUCUCACAAUGCCAGUGAUCACCAGUCCCCUCACGAGCUCUGUACACCAUUGUACCCCCACAAUGAUUCUAUGAACAUAUUGUCAUCGUCAUCAUCCGAGAUCCAUCCGCAAUGCAGCACUCAAAGCACCAACCCCUAUCAUCCAUAUCCAAAUAAAAGCACCCUUCUCCUAGGUGACUGGUACUGGAACCAUGGUGCCCGCAAGUCACAGGAAAACUUCUGCAUGCUUUGCGACAUUAUCGGUGAACAAGGCUUCUCACCAGCUGAUGUCAGCGGCGCAAACUGGCGUAAGAUUGAUGAAUCACUUGUCACAGUGGGCGACAGCAAUGGCAAUAGCUCAGACUGGCUGGACGACGGUUGGAGGACAAGUCCAGUCACUAUUUCUGUCCCAUUCCACAAGAGAAUGGCAGAUCCAGGUCCAAAGGAAUUCAUUACUGCCGACUUUCACUAUCGCUCCAUACUAUCUGUCGUUCAAGAAAAACUUGCUAAUGAACAUGAAAUGGACUCUUUCCACUAUGUCCCCUAUGAACUUCACUGGCAACCUGAAGGCCGAGAUGAGACACAACUUUAUGGUGACCUAUAUACAUCUCCAGCAUUUGUUGAGGAAAAUCAGCGCCUACAAGACUCCCCUCCAGAACCUGGGUGUGAUCUGGAGAGGUGUAUACUAGCACUGAUGUUCUGGUCCGACGCAACACAUCUCACGUCGUUUGGCAAUGCAAAGCUGUGGCCUCUAUACAUGUUUUUCGGCAAUGAUACAAAAUACAGGAGAUGCAAGCCUAGUUGCCACUUGUGUCAUCACAUUGCAUACUUCCAAACACUCCCAGAUUCAUUCAAGGAUUUUGCAAAUGCAUUUGCGGGUGGCAAAGGAGUUAAUGAUGCUUUCAACACACACUGCCAUCGGGAGUUCAUGCAUGCACAAUGGACCAUCCUUCUUGACAAGGAGUUUAUUGAAGCUUGCAAGCAUGGCCUUGUAAUUACGUGUUCUGAUGGUAUAAAACGGCGUUUUUACCUUCGCAUCUUCACAUAUUCUGCGGACUAUCCGGAAAAGUAA